Messenger RNA from Hemicordylus capensis (graceful crag lizard), 936 nucleotides. RefSeq names its product olfactory receptor 10A4-like. The coding region runs from base 1 to 936 and encodes 311 amino acids. Gene Ontology annotation, molecular function: G protein-coupled receptor activity; olfactory receptor activity. Gene Ontology annotation, cellular component: membrane. Gene Ontology annotation, biological process: G protein-coupled receptor signaling pathway. The record is from RefSeq and is a predicted model, not a curated record. The transcript has a single exon. NCBI's taxonomy places the organism in Eukaryota, Metazoa, Chordata, Lepidosauria, Squamata, Cordylidae.
AUGGCAUGGUCAAAUCAAACUAUGGUCAAUGAAUUCAUUCUCUUGGGAUUUUCCAGCUUAGGCCAGCUCCAGAUUCUCCUCUUUGUUGUCUUUCUGGUCUUCUAUGUGGUCACUGUGAUAGGGAACUUCCUCAUCAUCUUGGUAAUAAGUAUGGACAACACCUUGCACUGUCCUAUGUACUUCUUCCUUCAAAAUCUGUCAUUUGCAGAAGCUGGCUUUAUAUCAGCUAUUGUUCCUAAGAUGCUGGUGAACCUUCUUUCAAAGAACAAGGCUAUCACCCUAUUAGGAUGCAGGGCACAGAUAUAUUUUGUCUUUUUCUUUGGAGCCAUGGAGUGCUAUAUAUUAAUUGUCAUGGCAUAUGAUCGCUUUGUGGCCAUAUGCAAUCCUCUGAGGUAUACCAUCAUAAUGAACAGGAAAAUCUGUGUGCUACUGGUGGCAGCAGUAUGGACCUCAGGAUUCCCAAUUGGGACUAUACAAAGUACAUGGCUCCUUAGUUUUCCAUUUUGUGGGUCCAAUGAAAUUUCUCAUUUCUUCUGUGAUGCUCCACCAGUUCUCUACUUAGCCUGUGCUGACACUUACAGGUUUGAGCUAUUUUCUCUCAUAGGUACUUUUAUCAAUCUGUUGUGUCCCUUUAUCCUGAUCCUGGUCUCCUACAUCUGUAUUAUACGCACGAUCUUGAAGAUGCCUUCCAUUGAAGGGAGACGGAAAGCCUUCUCCACUUGCUCCUCCCACAUCAUUGUUGUGACUCUGUUCUAUGGCUCAGCAAGUCUGACUCAUUUUCGGCCCAAGGCAAGCUAUUCCUCAGGGAACAAUCACUUGCUUUCUCUCUCCUAUGUGAUCGUCACACCCAUGUUAAACCCCAUCAUUUAUAGCCUGCGGAACAAGGAAAUGAAGAAAGCCUUAAGUAGAUUGCUCAGUAGGACAAUAUGUUUUUGA